This is a messenger RNA of Sorex fumeus (smoky shrew), 1398 nucleotides long. Its product is annotated as solute carrier family 52, riboflavin transporter, member 3-like. The coding region runs from base 1 to 1398 and encodes 465 amino acids. Gene Ontology annotation, biological process: riboflavin transport. Gene Ontology annotation, cellular component: plasma membrane. Gene Ontology annotation, molecular function: riboflavin transmembrane transporter activity. The record is from RefSeq and is a predicted model, not a curated record. The transcript is spliced from 5 exons. NCBI's taxonomy places the organism in Eukaryota, Metazoa, Chordata, Mammalia, Eulipotyphla, Soricidae.
AUGGCCCUCCUCACCCACCUGCUGGUCUGCACCUUCGGGAUGGGCUCCUGGGUGGCCAUCAACGGCCUGUGGGUGGAGCUGCCGCUGCUGGUCACCGAGCUGCCUGAGGGCUGGCUCCUGCCCUCCUACCUCACCGUGGUCAUUCAGCUGGCCAACGUCGGGCCCCUCCUCGUCACCAUGCUCCACCACUUCCGUCCUGGCUGCCUCUCCGAGGUGCCCGUCAUCUUCGCCGUGCUGGGCGUGGGCACCGUGGCCUGCUUCCUCUUCACCUUCUUCUGGCAGGCCACGACCUGGGUGCUGGGUGCCCGCCACAGCAUCGCCCUGCUGGUCCUUGCCUUCUUCCUGGCGCUGGUGGACUGCACCUCCUCCGUCACCUUCCUGCCUUUCAUGAACCGCCUGGCCUCCCGCUACCUCACCACUUACUUUGUGGGCGAAGGACUCAGCGGUUUCCUGCCCGCCCUGGUGGCUCUCGCCCAGGGCUCAGGCCUUACCACCUGUGUCAACGUCACGACGCCGGCCAGCACCUCGAGUCCUAACACCACUUGGGAGAAGAGCAGCAUCUCACAGCAAGUGCCCUACUCGCUCCCGGCAGCCCUCACUGGAAGCUCUAUGGAAAGCCGCUACCUCCCUGCCCACUUCUCGCCCUUCAUCUUCUUCCUCCUGCUCACCAUCAUGAUGGUCUGCUGCCUCGUCGCCUUCUUUUUCCUCCAGUACCAAUCUAGGCACAGGGAUCACUCCACCCAGGACCUGUUCAUCUCCCAGGUCACCCUCAACUCCAUCCGGCCGCGGGAUGACAGCGCCCCGAGCAUCCCCAGCCUGGCGGAUGACGGCAGCAAGAGCCUGGCGCCCCUGGAGGAGAAGGCGCCUUCCACUGGCCCGUUCCAGCUGACCGUCAUCUACGUGCUGGUGGCCUUUGUGAACACGCUCACCAACGGGGUGCUGCCCUCCGUCCAGACCUACUCCUGCCUGUCUUACGGGCCCGUGACCUACCACCUGUCUGCCACGCUCAGCUCCAUGGCUAACCCUCUCGCCUGCUUCAUCUCCAUGUACCUGCCCUACAGGUCCCUGCUGUUCUUGGUGGGACUCGCCAUGCUUGGGACCACCUUUGGGGCCUACAACCUGGCCAUGGCGGUGAUGAGCCCCUGCCCCCUCCUGCAGGGCCACUGGGGAGGAGAAGUUCUCAUAGUGACCUCCUGGGUGCUCUUCACCGGCUGCCUGAGCUACGUCAAGGUGAUGCUGGGCGUGAUCCUGCGCGACCGCAGCCGCAGCGCCCUCUUAUGGUGCGGGGCGGCGGUGCAGCUGGGCUCGCUGCUCGGGGCGCUGCUCAUGUUCCCGCUGGUCAACGUGCUGCAGCUCUUCUCCUCCGCGGACUUCUGCAACCUGCAGUGUCCCGCGUAG